Molecule: messenger RNA, 645 nt
Organism: Opisthorchis viverrini
Lineage: Eukaryota; Metazoa; Platyhelminthes; Trematoda; Opisthorchiida; Opisthorchiidae
Exons: 2
Coding region: 1-645 (214 amino acids)
Source: RefSeq, a predicted model, not a curated record
AUGGAUCCAAUCAUGGAAGAUUCACUACCUGCCUCUAAUGUCUGUGGGGCCGAAGUGCUCCCUGGGCGUAGGCGUGACAUCAGCUUGUCUGUCAAGGGUCGAGUUUUCAAUGCUGCGGUGCGCUCCAUAUUACUAUAUGGAUCAGAAACCUGGCCGCUGCGCGCUGAGGACGUCAAAAGACUUUCACUGUUUGACCAUCGAUGUCUUCGGAGCAUUACCCGAAUCUGGUGGGAACACCGGAUCAGCAAUUCUGAAGUACGUCGAAUGGUAUUCGGGAGAAAUAACUCACCCUCGAUAGAUGAACUGAUCACACUGCAUAGGGUGGAAGAGAGCCAGAGGCGGUCAAACAAUGGCUUGGCAGCGAAGUAUGAAAGCCAUUACCAGCAAACUCAGCUGCGCUGGUCACUGCCGUCUUCCUGGAUGAGGACCCCGAGACGGGCCACAUCAAUGUCUAGAGACAUGGUCAGACAUGGCCCAGUCGCGCCCUCAAUGGCGCUUGUGCACCCAAGCUAUUACCUUCAAUGCAUAGCUCCCUUCCCAAUUCCCCCACUUGACAGUCCACUAACUGUGCUGGAUUUAUCCACUAAUUUAUCAUCUCCCGCCUGCAAUGCGCAGCUACCUACCCCCUCCCCCAAUCAUCGGUGA